UCUUCUUAUUAAAUAACUAACCAAUACAACUGCUACCUAGGUACGUGGUACGUUGCACGGUUCGGUGACAGGACGUUCCCCCGACUUGACUCGACUCGGCUGACUCUGACUGGCGCUAAACAACUUUCUCCUCCUCCUUCUCCUCCUCCUCUUUUCUGCUGCCCCUAAAAAUCUCACGGCUCAACCUGACUACGUCACAACUUUUCUCCCUUCCUCUCUGUCACUCUCAAGUACUCUAUCAUCAAUCGUCCACCGCGCGCAACGCGAUAGCCCGACCAGGCGCUGUUCUUUUUUGCACCGCGUUUUUUUUUAACACUCCCCCAAACCCUCCGUAUUCGAAUUAAUCUUUUUCGUCCUUUUUCCGCCCGGCGUUAUUGUCACACUGCCAUUCGCUUCACCGGUCGCUUGCGGCCAUUCCUACUUGAAUCCAUCCCAAACAGAAUAUGUCUGCUGCAGUCGCCUCUAGAGCCUCGACGCACAUCUCCAAUCCUAGCGCUCGUACUUCUGUCGCUCCCAUGGACGCGAAGAAGAAGGCGAUGAAAGCAGAAGAGUCGCAAGCGCCCGCUGCUGAGAAUAAAGACGUGAAGGGGGAAAUCGACUCGCAGGCCUCAGUUGCGCCUCGACCUGCCAUCACCACUGCCUCGGACACGCCCGACUACUUCAACUCGGUCCACAACCCGUUCUCGCUGGAGCCGAACCCCUUUGAACAAUCCUUCGCCUCCGGGGACACACCCGGCAAGUCCCUCCUUCCUCCCGUCGCCUCCUUGACCUCGCCUGCCCUGGGGGGCGCCAGCUCUGCGGGAGGUUACAACUGGUCGAACUCCCUUCGCUCCGGCCCCCUGAGCCCGGCAAUGCUCGCGGGGCCUACCGGUCCCAAUGAUUACUUCGACAGCAUCGGCAGAGGCUUCCCGACCCCGAACGAAUCGUCGCUCCGCACCGGCCUGACCCCUGGCGGCGGCGGUUCCAUGUUCCCGGCGCCCAGCCCCAACUCCCAGGCCAUCCUCCAGCAACUCCAGAACGGCGGCGCCACCCCGUCGACGAUUGAAUUCCACCGUACCGCCCUCAACGCGGCCAAGAAGAACGGCGCACACGCUCCCACCUCAAACCCCGCCUCUCAAACCGAGCAGGCCGCCGCCGCCGCCCAGUCGUCCAACAUGGACUUGAAAAACCAACCGACGGCCGUCGACCCCUUCACCCACCACGACGCCGCUGAUGCCGCUAACGGUCUUUUCAUGCUGGCCAAGGGUGGCCAGCCGAAUCCCGCCCAAUAUCCCGUCCCCGGUCAGCCGGCGCUCGGGGUCCAGCAUGACCAGUCGCGCGACCCCAGCGGCGCAACCAAAGCAGCCUUGAUUGGUGCCGGCAAUGGCGCCCGCGAGCUGAGUGACGACCUGUCCGAUGCGCAGGGCGAGCUGAUGAAACCGACCGCCAAGGGCAAAAACAAAAAGGGCGCCGCCACGAAAGCCUCCGCUGCCGCCAACAACAACAGACGCAAGGCCGACGACUCUCCCGUGGCCAAGGGCUCCAACAAGAAGGCGAGGGUGAACAACGGUUCGGUCAGCACCGAGCCGCCCUCGGAUCCCGGCGAUUCGGAUGACGAUGAUGACUUCAGGCGGAAGUCUCAGAUCGAUCCCAAGAAGAUGACAGAUGAAGAGAAGCGGAGGAAUUUCCUCGAGAGAAACCGGGUCGCUGCACUCAAAUGUCGUCAACGGAAAAAGCAAUGGCUGGCUAACCUUCAGGCUAAGGUUGAGCUGUUCACCACGGAGAAUGAUGCUCUCACCGCAACCGUGACGCAGCUUCGGGAAGAGAUUGUGAAUCUGAAGACGCUGCUAUUGGCGCACAAGGACUGUCCUGUCUCCCAAGCUCAAGGCCUGGGCCCUCUCAUGAUGAACGGCAUGUCCGCCGGCUUCGACCCGCACCCUUACAGCAUCGCUAGCAAUAUGGGCAUGCCCGGUGGUCCCAUCCCCGCCCAAGCCAUCCGACGAUAAGACGAAAUGACGCCUCCCAUGGUCCUUUUUCUUUCUUUUUUGAUAUUUACUCAAAGUUACGGACAAGGCUUAUUCAAAGAUCUAUACACUUCCGUUGCUUUUACGGCAUGCAGAGCUGAUGACAACCUUCUCCCCCCCCCCCCCCCCCCCCCCCCCCCUC
Molecule: messenger RNA, 2145 nt
Organism: Penicilliopsis zonata CBS 506.65
Lineage: Eukaryota; Fungi; Ascomycota; Eurotiomycetes; Eurotiales; Aspergillaceae
Exons: 3
Coding region: 444-1985 (513 amino acids)
Biological process (GO): regulation of transcription by RNA polymerase II
Molecular function (GO): RNA polymerase II cis-regulatory region sequence-specific DNA binding; DNA-binding transcription factor activity, RNA polymerase II-specific
Source: RefSeq, a predicted model, not a curated record